CGUAGCCGUUUUUUUCCCAUAAGCCUUUGCAGGAGCUCAGUGGUGCUAGCUGCUAUGGGAGCUGCUAGUUCAGUCGUCCGGGAACUGAAAGCGUCGGGCACACGCACACUCCUGGGCUCUGCUCUCUUCCGGAUUACUCUCCUUUGAUGGCUGAAGAAGACUGAUGCGAUUUCACCUUGGUUUCUUGGGAUCAAGGACAGACACACACACUGCCUGUGGUGCCACGGUAGAUCUUCACUAUGCUACUGCGAGAAGAAUGACAUGUGUCUCAUUUUCAUUCCUGAAGCUGCUUUGGGCAGAGUUGAGCCUUGAUUAAAAAGCUGCUGUUUUGAGCCAAGUCGCUCUGUUUCUCAGCCUGUGUUUUUGCUCUGCCCGAGCUGAGUGUGGAACUGUUAUGGCACGGGAGGCCAACUGAGCAAAAGGGGACUCUGGCUGUACUGGAGGAUUAGACUCUGCUGUAGGACCAGGAGAGCAGCCCCGCAGCAACGCACAUCAUGCUGCGGGGACACUAGGCGCCCUGUUUAAGCCCCUUCUGCCUGAUGCUCUUCCCCCCUCCCUCCUUUUCCUGCAAUUUCAUCAGUUUGGAUGGUUAAGCACAAGGGCUACUUUGAAGGAGCCCACCGGAGGCUGUGGUUUGGCCAAAGCCAACAGACUUCUUGCCAGCUCUUGCUGAUUUAGGAUCCUUGUCCGCUGCUGUAGCCUUUUCUGCUGUGGUCUCCACUAUGCUUAGUAGAGAUUACAGGCAUCGCAGGCGUGAAACUGGACCAUUAAUUGUGGUAUAGCUGGUCACUUUCUCUCUGUCUCUCUUUUUUUUUUUUUAACUGUGAAGGAUUGCUUUACAGUUUUCAAGAACUGUUUUUCUGUGCUCAAGGUCAUUUUUGUAAUUUAAAGCCCGUAAAGAAGAGCACUCCGGAGGAAGAUGAAGCUGAGGAAACAGGUGACGGUGUGUGGAGGGGCCAUAUUCUGUGUGGCUGUAUUCUCGCUGUAUCUGAUGUUGGAUCGAGUCCAACAUGACCCUGCAAGGCGUCAGAAUGGUGGGAACUUUCCACGGAGCCAAAUCUCAGUUCUGCAGAAUCGGAUAGAGCAGCUGGAGCAGCUCCUGGAGGAAAACCAUCAAAUCAUCAGUCACAUAAAGGACUCUGUGAUGGAGCUCACAGACACAGGAGCCGUGUCUCCCAGUGGCCACCUGCCAUUCAGAAGUGCCAACGGUUCCUGGGUCCUACCCUUCGACGGCCGCCCUACUUUCCUCGCUGUCAAACCCCAGGAUUGCCAGUUUGCUGUAGGCAGCCGUGUUCAAGCAGACGUUCAGAUGCUGGAUGUGUACACACUCCUGAAGUUUGACAACCCUGAUGGCGGCGUGUGGAAACAGGGCUUUGACAUUACUUAUGAGCCCGACGAGUGGGACAGUGAACCGCUUCAAGUGUUUGUGGUCCCUCACUCCCACAAUGAUCCAGGUUGGAUCAAGACUUUUGACAAGUACUUCACAGAUCAGACGCAGCAUAUUCUAAACAACAUGGUGGUGAAGCUGGCCGAGGAUCCUCGCAGGAAGUUCAUCUGGUCUGAGAUUUCGUUCUUCUCCAAGUGGUGGGAGACUGCAGACGUACAUAAACAGGAGGCCAUGCGCAAACUGAUCCUGGGAGGGCAGCUAGAGAUUGUGACAGGAGGCUGGGUAAUGACGGAUGAGGCCAACGCUCACUACUUUGCCAUGAUAGAUCAGCUCAUUGAAGGACAUCAGUGGCUGGAGAGGAAUCUAGGUGUCAUUCCUCGCAGUGGCUGGGCAGUAGACCCGUUUGGUCACAGUGCUACUAUGCCCUACUUGCUGAAGAGGGCCAACCUGACCAGCAUGCUCAUCCAGAGGAUCCACUACUCCAUCAAAAAACACUUUGCCUCCACCCGCAGCUUGGAGUUUAUGUGGAGGCAGGCCUGGGACACUGGAUCGAGCACAGACAUCUUUUGCCACAUGAUGCCGUUCUACAGCUACGAUGUGCCUCACACCUGCGGGCCCGAUCCAAAGAUCUGCUGCCAGUUUGACUUUAAGAGGCUACCAGGUGGUCGGAUAAACUGUCCCUGGAAAGUGCCACCGAAAAGUGUGGGGGAGGCCAAUGUAGCAGAGAGGGCUCAGCUGCUCCUGGAUCAGUACCGUAAGAAGUCCAAACUCUACCGCAGCAAGGUGCUUCUCGUCCCUCUGGGAGACGAUUUCCGCUAUGACAAGGCCCUGGAGUGGGAUCAGCAGUACAUCAACUACCAGAAGUUGUUUGACUACAUGAAUUCUCACCCCGAGAUGCAUGUACAGGCUCAGUUCGGGACUCUCACAGACUAUUUCAGUGCUGUGUACAAAGCGCACGGAGUGGCCCAGGGAUCCAGACCUGCAGACUACCCAGUGCUUAGUGGAGAUUUCUUUGCCUAUGCAGACCGUGAGGACCACUACUGGACCGGCUAUUUCACCUCUCGGCCCUUUUACAAGAGCCUUGACCGUGUGAUCGAGUCGCACCUCAGGGGGGCAGAGAUCCUCUACAGCCUGGCUGUUGCAAAUGCUCGUCAUGCGGGAAUGGAAGGACGCUACCCCGUUUCAGAUUACGCCCUGCUAGUGGACGCGAGGCGUUCUGUUGGCCUCUUCCAGCAUCAUGACGCCAUCACUGGCACUGCCAAGGAGAAUGUUGUCAUUGACUAUGGCACCAAAUUACUACGUUCACUCAUUGGCCUGAAGAGAGUAAUCAUCAAUGCAGCUCAUUUCCUGGUUAUGAAGAACAAAGAAUUUUAUCGUUUUUACCAGACGGAGCCCUUCCUGGAGACGGAUGACAGGCGUGCUACUCAGGACUCUCUGCCUCAGCGCACUUUAAUUGAGCUGGACCCAGCGGGGCCGAGGUACGUGGUUCUCUUCAACCCCAUCGAGCAGGAGCGGCUGUGUGUGGUGACAGUACUAGUCAACACAGUCAGGGUGCGGGUGCUUACUGAGGAUGGACAGACCCUCCCUGUGCAGCUGAGUGCUCAGUGGAGCUCUGCUAGUCAAAUGAGUGCAGAAGUAUUUGAGGCGACGUUCAUGGUUCGCCUGCCGCCUCUGGGUCUGGCUGUUUUCCAUCUUUACGACUCUCCAGACUCGCCCUUGACGCUCCGCUCCAACACGCUGCUCAGGCUGCCCGGUCGUGGAGUCACUGCCCGGGCCGCAGACCCGCUUCCUGUCCGCUCUCAGGAGUCCGACCCUCAGACCUUUUACAUCAGCAGCCAGUAUCUCACACUGGGCUUCUCUGGAUCUACAGGCCUGCUGGAGAGUAUAAAAUGCAAGGAUGAUCCUCAGGAAGUGAAGGUUCAGAUGCAGUUCAUGGUCUACGGCACUCGCCCCUCUAAAGACAAAAGUGGAGCUUACCUGUUCCUACCUGAUGGAAAAGCAAAGCCCUACAACCAGAAAGAGCCGCCUGCGGUGCGCGUGGUGGAGGGGCCACUCUUCUCUGAGGUGGUGGCACACUACCAGCAUUUUCAGCAGAGUGUUCGCAUCCACAAUGUGCCAGGGGUGGAUGGCUUGUCUCUAGACAUCACCACCAUGGUGGACAUCAGAGAUCAGACCAAUAAGGAGCUGGCCAUGCGACUGGUCACUGACAUCCAGAGUGGAGACGUCUUUUACACAGACCUCAACGGCUUCCAGAUCCAGCCCCGUCACCACUACCUAAAGCUUCCCUUGCAGGCCAACUUCUAUCCCAUGCCGAGCCAGGCGUACAUCCAGGACAGCCAUCACCGCCUCACACUGCACACAGCUCAGUCACUGGGUGUCAGCAGCUUGGAGAGUGGCCAGCUUGAAGUGAUCAUGGACCGGCGGCUGAUGCAGGAUGAUAAUCGUGGGCUGGGACAGGGCCUUAAGGACAACAAGAAGACAGCCAACCGCUUCCGCCUGCUGCUGGAGAGGAGAUCUAUGGGUAACAAGAUGGUGGACAGUGCAACAACUAGCUUCCCAUCUGUACUCAGUCACAUGACCAACGCCUUCCUGAACCAUGAGGUCUUGGCGCUACCCGUCCUGCCCAAAAGACGUGGCAUCCCUCCUCUGCAAACCUUCGCCCCUCUCAAGUCCGUGUUUCCCUGCGACCUCCACCUGCUGCCUGCAGAGCCAGGUCUCUUGUGGUGGUUGCGUGAGCAGCAGGACCUCCACUCUCCAUCUCCGUACACAGCCUUGAUUCUUCACCGUCUGGCGCUUGACUGUGCCCUGGAGCCUCAGAACCUAGGCUUCAACUGCACCACCACACAAGGACAGCUGAGUGUAUCAGGACUUUUCAAGAACCUGGACCUGCAGCUGCUCCAGCCCGUGUCUCUGACCCUGAUGCACUCCGGCAUGCCUUUGGCCAACGACUCCGUCAUUAUCCUGGAUCCCAUGGAGAUCUCCACCUUCAAGCUCAAACUGCGCUAAGAGCCGCCCGGACUAAAAGGAGCAAUAAUAAAAGCCAGCGGACUCCUUGGACCAACAACCAGGCCCAUGUCGGCCACAGACUGGCAACAGAGAGGUUUGGGUCUCACUGUUUUGUCAAGCAGAACCACAGACACUAGUGCUCGGAGAGCAAUGCUCCACUGUAACAGGACUGACUGCACAGCAGGGGGCAGGCGAUAGCUGUUACUGUGGAUGUCUCAGAGAGCAGCCGAACCCAGGUGAACUUGGAGCUGUUCCGACAAAAGAGAGACUGCCAGAGUUGCUUGUCAGAUGUGACUGGGUAUCUGUUUAUCUCUGUAAUCGAAAAUGAAAUCUCAGAUAGUUGUGCUUUGUAAGAGCUCGUCUCUUUUUCUAUUUUGGCUCUAUCCUGGACUGAACUACUGAAUGUAAAUAUCCCAAAUGACGGGGGAGGGGGAGCCUGGACUCUUACCAUGUCAGAGUGCAACCCUCCAAAGCUUUAUGUGGUGUAUGGGGUUUUAAUUAUUAUUUUCUUUUUCAUGUAUGCAGCGAAGAAAACGCAUCAUAGCAGUUUGUUUUUGUACCCAUCAACCUGAUGUUGACUGGCUCUUUUUUUUUCUUUCUCCCCCAACAAACUCAAAUGCAGCAAAGAGUAUUUGCGGUCGCUUUAUCUCAGCUCAGCAGGAUUCCGAGGCUGCUGCUCUUUAAACUGUCGUACGUCUGAGUCCAAGAGUUCCAGUGUAGUGGGUCGCUACACAGCAACAGUGUGCUUAUUAAUCUCAUGGGAUAGCUGUUCACCUUGUCUGCUGUUUCUGUGUGUAGAUAGUCCGGAGACUAUCUUUCUCUCACUUAUUUUUGUCCCUUCACUGAGCUUCCUCUUUCCUGACGAGAAAACUGUGGAACGUCUUUGCCUUUCAAACCCCGUCUUGUCAGUCCUGUGCUUGUGCUUCACUGCUGAGUGGGUGGGUUUAUGUACCAUACUGUAUGCAGUAGAAGACUAGACAAAGAUUGAGCCUCAUAUACCAUACAACAGAUAUAUCAGUGUAUAUAUGCGUGUGUGGCGUAUGUUAUGAAUACUUGAGGUUUUCUUUGGUAGUGGGGGGGGGUGGUGUAUUGGAGUUAGUGUACACCAUCAGGGACCAUUGAUUGUGCUGUUAGGUGUCAUUGAUCAGUUUGUGGGUCAUUGUUACUGGAAAAAGAGUUUUGUUGCCUUAAAGGGUCAGUUCAAACAAAAUUACACCCAAGUCACAAAAACAAAUGUCUUUCUUACGUCUAGUGGUAUACAAAGUUUUCAAGUGUGUGUGUGUAUGUGUAUAUAUAUAUUUUAAUCUUGUUCACACAAUAUUUAAUUGGAUUAACAAGGUUUAAAAAUAAAACAGCUUUGGACUUUUCUAGUAUGUAGUCAUGCAUAGUUUGAACUUUCUUAAAGCUUCCACCCAUAAAACGUCACAGCUACAGUGGAGACUGCCAGAGUAAAGUAGGGAACUCUUUUCUGCAGUUGGUUGAACUGACCCUUGAGACAUAAAUUGGGUUCAACCAUACAUAAGGAUAUUCAGCACAGAAGAAGCAGUUUUUAAUUUCAGCCCUGCAGUGCUUCUUAUCCUGAGGCCAUCUCCAGACACCUUUCCUGGUGUGUCGCUGCGGAGGGUGUUGUUCAUCUGACCAAACAUUCCCACGGUUCACCUGUGUAGCACUUUGUCCUGCAUCACCAUCUCACCAUGUUCUACUGUGUCCCGUCAUUUUAUUAACUUUCCACUGGAGGUUUGCUCAUUGUUGCUCUCCUCUUCUUACCGGAUGUCGGACCCACCG
This is a messenger RNA of Monopterus albus (swamp eel), 6178 nucleotides long. RefSeq names its product mannosidase, alpha, class 2A, member 2 (gene man2a2). NCBI's taxonomy places the organism in Eukaryota, Metazoa, Chordata, Actinopteri, Synbranchiformes, Synbranchidae. Gene Ontology annotation, cellular component: Golgi membrane. The record is from RefSeq and is a predicted model, not a curated record. Gene Ontology annotation, molecular function: carbohydrate binding; alpha-mannosidase activity. The coding region runs from base 920 to 4393 and encodes 1157 amino acids. The transcript is spliced from 23 exons. Gene Ontology annotation, biological process: mannose metabolic process; N-glycan processing; protein deglycosylation.